CGGGGCGCCGAUCGCAGACAUGAACUUGUGGCCGUCACUCCACGUGCUUGCGGGCGCCGCGCUCCUGCUGCUGCUCCUUCUCAGUCACGCCCCCAAGGCGGCCGCCCGUCCGGCCGCCUCUAGUGACUACGACGACGAUGUCCAGCCGGACCCGUACCCAGUAGUGCUGCCAAAAAGGACGGCCAUGGUUCUCGAUAAGAUGAUGAUUGCCUUGCAAAGGGCCCUUGAUGACGACACACUCAACGCGAGCGCCGCGCAACCGGAACAGAUGGAUCUUCAACGCAGGAAUCAACAGAAGGGUCGCGUGUAUCUGCGGUGCUACUUCAACGCAGUCACGUGUUUCAGGAGGAAAAAAUAACUAAAUAACCAAUGAUGAUUUCUAUCUAAUUUGCUAGUUUUCGUACCUACCAGCAGAAUGCAGUCACUUGUGGAUAGCAAUUUGACUUUCUGACAGUAAUAAUCACUUUUCAUAGCUCGUAUUAAGUUAUUCAAAUUAGUACAAUAUUGUUGUUUUCGAGUCAAGAUCUGCUUCGAAUCUGGAAAUUUUGAACAAAAUUAUUCAUAGCUCUUUGAAGCUUCAAAAGCCAGACUGUCCCGGGUGAAUUUGGGGUUCGUGAUUCGAUUUGGCUCAGGUUGUCGGCCAGCUGGGCUGCCGACGACCUCGCCGUUCAACAUUCUCGCCAAGGGGGCCCUGCAGACCCAGUGACCCGCUGAGCGACAAAAUCACCUGCCCUGCCUGCAUGCGCUCAAUCACGUCGGCGUUUUGUUGUUUUCCCCCUACACCCUGUCAAUUAUUGUACAAGCGUAGCACAUUAACAUGCAUAUAAAUAUCAAAGGGCGGCCGCGAUAGUUUGGUCUCCCGGUUUCAUUGAUGUGUCUGUCAUUUUGUCUAUGUAAAGUUAAUAAUAAAAAUAAACAAAAGUAUAGCUAC
Cloeon dipterum is the source of this 931-nucleotide messenger RNA. RefSeq lists its product as uncharacterized. The transcript is spliced from 3 exons. The coding region runs from base 20 to 358 and encodes 112 amino acids. The record is from RefSeq and is a predicted model, not a curated record. NCBI's taxonomy places the organism in Eukaryota, Metazoa, Arthropoda, Insecta, Ephemeroptera, Baetidae.